Molecule: messenger RNA, 3637 nt
Organism: Pygocentrus nattereri (red-bellied piranha)
Lineage: Eukaryota; Metazoa; Chordata; Actinopteri; Characiformes; Serrasalmidae
Gene: cbx4
Product: chromobox homolog 4 (Pc class homolog, Drosophila)
Exons: 5
Coding region: 298-1869 (523 amino acids)
Biological process (GO): negative regulation of DNA-templated transcription
Source: RefSeq, a predicted model, not a curated record
CCCGCGCUGACGUCACCAGCCUGCCUGGCCAUGGCAGGAACUCUUUUCUGAAGCAGCAGCAGCAGCAGCGAGAGCGCCUCACUGCUUACCGCUAACGAGGACCGGAAUACGAGCAAGGGUCAGAGCGAGAGAGAGAGAGAGAGAGAGAGAGAGAGGGUGGAGAGGGAGAGAGAGAGGGUGGAGAGGGAGAGAGAGGGUGGGCGAAACGAAUGAGUCUUCGCCACGGCAGCUGUGAAAGUCGCCGAAAUUCGGCCGCGUCCUCUUCCUAAACGCGUGAAAGCGAGGCUCGGAGCGAGAAUGGACCUACCUGCCGUCGGAGAGCACGUCUUCGCGGUGGAGAGCAUCGAGAAGAAGCGCGUACGGAAGGGCAGGAUCGAGUAUCUGGUGAAGUGGAGAGGGUGGUCCCCGAAAUAUAACACAUGGGAACCGGAGGAGAACAUCCUCGACCCUCGUCUUCUCGUCGCUUUCCAAAACAGAGAGAGACAGGAGCAGCAGAUGGGAUAUCGCAAACGGGGACCUAAACCCAAGCACCUGCUCAUUCAGCUGCCUGCAUUUGCGCGAAGGUCCAGCAUCCUUGCCGGUCUUCAGGAGACGUCACUGGAUGAUGAAAACCAGCUCAAAAUGGAUUCACUUCAAAUGCACAGGUCCCAGCCUCAGCAAUACCAGCUCAACAGCAAAAAGCACCACCAGUACCAGCCCAACAGCAAGGAGAUACCAGCAGAACCACACAUCAACGGCAAGAAGAAACAUUUCUACCAGCUUAACAGCAAAAAGCAUCACCACUAUCAGCCAGACCCCAAGAUGUAUGACCAGCAACCCACAAAGCCUAAAGAGGUUAAAGGACAUGACCCCUCUAUUAAAGGAUGGGCCCUCCCUCCAGCCUUGCAACAGAAAUGGGCACGUGACAAGGACACUGGCUGCCUAAAUAAAGUAAAAGAUCUGGCUCUGGAGCAUAAACAGGUGCCAGUUACUGCUAACAAAGAAGAACAGACACUGAAGAUCAGUUCAAAGGAGGCUGCAGUUUCCAGCGGCAUUAGCAGUAAGAUGAAGAUAAUCAGGAAUAAAAACAAAAAUGGCCGAAUUGUCAUUGUCAUGAGCAAGUACAUGGACAAUGGGGUCCAAGCAUCCAAAGUGAAAAAUUUAGACUCUUCUGGAAUGGAGAGGCCGCACCAAACUGAGGAGUCUAUAAAUGGCAGUGCAGGCAAUGUUCUAACAGUGACGUCAGGCCAGGAGAAUGGUGUGAGCAGUACCUCUGCUAACAGUUCAUAUGUUCACAAAGUGCCUCACAAUAGAUUUGAGCUCUCAAAGGCAAAAACUAACACAGAGGUGGAGCAAAAAACAGAACAAAAGACGGAUACGAUUGAUUUAUGCAGCGAUGAACCUCUGCAACUGACCAGCAAACCCAGCUCUUCACCCAAAUCAAUUGUGACAAAUGCUCCAUCUCAGAAAGACUCAACAAGUUACCAGCCCAAUCAUCGCAAACGCAAUCUGUCAGAACCUAAUGAGGGUGGUAGUGAUUGUAAGAAGUUGCUCAGUUCCAGGAGUAUUAGUGCUCCCAGUGCUGUAUUCUCGUCCCCUCAGAGGGAACCUAUAGAUCUCCAUUUCUCUGGCAAAAGCACCAGGAGGACCUAUAGUUAUGACUUUACUGAUGCUAUUCCUGAAGAACCCAUUGACUUGAGCUGUGGAAAGACUAGACUACAAGCAGAACCUCCUGCAAACCCCCACAGUACAGUGGAGGACACCCCUGAGACUUCAGAGAAAUCGGAAGAACCAAUCUCCUACUUUAAGCCAUUUGCGGGGAACAUCAUCAUUACAGAUGUCACCACAAAUUGUCUGACUGUGACCUUUAAGGAAUAUGUCUCAAUUUAACGGCUGUUGCUGCAUUGCUGAUACUUCUGGAUAUGUAGAUAUGUAAUUAUACUGAGAAUUGUGUACAUAUGUACUAUAAUUUUUCAUGUAUAGAAAUGAAACAAAUAUUUUUUCUUUACAGUGUAGUUUUUACUUUCAUUUGGAAUAUCUGAAGGCCUGUAAAUGCUCAGUGUAAAAAGUUUUGGAAGUUUAAGGACAUAUACAGCAUCUAUUCGGGGUAAAUUAAUAGAAGAGUUGAGCUUAAAGGUUUGUUAAAGCAUCACUGACAAAGCACUUACUUUGUACCCAGACCUUGCACACUAAAUGGAAAUGACAAGAUAUUUGUACUUUGAUGUUACAAACUUUGACCAUCCCUGAUAAUCUGUUCCUGUUUUGCUUCCCUCAGUGCAAAAGCAUAGUUUACAAUUACACCUUUCAUGCAAAUAUGUGUGUGUCAUUUAAAGCAGGUCAGUCUGGGCUUUUAAAGUCAUGUGGCCUUCAGGGUGUUUUAAGAUUAUGUUCGUAUUCCGACGCCAAUGCCACACAUUGCCAUUACUGAAGAGUAGUUGAUUCCAUUAUCAGAAAUAUGAUAUAGCACAAAUCUGCUGGAUGUGUUAGCCUCCAAGGUCUUUGUUGUGCAAUGUUGAAGUAGCCUCAGUUAUGCUCACCUGAGUUUGGUCGAUUGGUUAUAUUUACCUAUCUGUUUAAUGUGUAAGCUGCACUUUGUUGUCAUUUAAAAUGCUUUGUCAUCGAAAGUGAACAAUGCUGGCUUUACACUGAUCAACAGGAUGAAUUUUCUCUUUCAUACUAUUGUGGUGAAUUUCAUGCUAACUACCUUGUUAUAUACCAUCACAUGUUGCUGGAGUUUCCUGGCGUAUUCAUCGUGACAUUCAAAUGAACAGAAUAACUGGAACUUUUUUGAGUCUUGAUGUUUCUUCAUAUUUAAAUGUUUAGACUGCUUGUCAUCCUAGCUUUUUUAAACCAGUUGCUGACUGGGGGGCAUGACAUGCUAAUAGCAAGGUAUGACCAAUCAAUAUAUUUUAGACAAUGUAUAAUCCUGUAGCACAGGCUAUUGUAAAACUGCUGCUAAAGUUUUUUACUUAGUUGUAACUUUUUCAUGAGAAAAUGCUGAAUUUAAUGUAGUCUACAUUAGAGUCUAAAUUUGCCUUAAUUGAAAACAAGAUACAGAGUACACAGUGGCGAUAUAUGGAACCAAAUAUUUACAAAGCUUAUCGUGAUCUUAAUAUUAAGCUUAAUAUCCUAGUCAGAGAUUCCGUGUAGCAGGAUUUUUGAAUGGAACUGACUGUGACCAUGAUGCGGACAGUGCAGUAUCUGUCCACAGGUUUGGCAGAAUUGGCAAAUCCCUGUUUAUGUACGCAUGGGUGACAGAUUUGGAAUGCCUAUUCCUCAUAGAUAGAUUGCUGAAAGCACAACUGAAUAAUACUGUUCUUCUGUCAAAAUAUGUUUUAAAAACAAAAAUGGAAGCUUAACGUAUCCAUGCAAAAGCCUUCAUUAACCAUCGAUGGUUUUACAAAAAGUAAAAGCUAUUGGGUAAAUCCAGAGUGCAGUGGUUGAUUCAGUUAAUUCACACAGCAGUCUAGAUCUGUUCAUCUUGAUAUCUUGUGCCUGGGAUAAAGAGAUAAAAGUAGAGUGAGCCGACUACUCACUGCAUGUAAGCUAACAAAACUGUUGUUCAUUUCAGAAAUGACCUCAAAUGCACCCAAAACUUGGAAUUAUUGAAAAACAAACUCUUUAUAAGGGUGUAGAAAUAAAGGACUAAGUUUCAGAA